AUGGUAAAGAAGGGCAAGGUGAAGGCCCCCGCGCCUGCACCAAGCCAAACCUCUGCAGCAUCCAAGGAUGGGAAUGGGAGUGGUAAAGGUAAAAAGGGACAAAAAGCAGCGGAUGCCGCUCCUGAGGUGUUGCCGCCGGCACCUCCAAAGCCGACGGUGAAGCAGAUCAUCGGAGGCUCGUCGUGGACAGGCAAGCUGCCGACGGCCGAGGGCUUCUCCGUCUGGGUGACGCUGAGUGCCAAAGACAUCAAGACGCAACAGCUCAUCACUUUGGAGCCGUUCAAAAUCCCUCUGACGCACAAGCAUCUGCUCCUAAGGGACACGGCAUUGGAGGCCAAGCAUGCGGCUGCGACGUAUGCCCUGUUUAGGGUAUGCAGCAUGCAGAACAAGCACACGGUUCUCCCCCCGGAUUACAAGUCCCUAUGGAAAGAUUUCCAAGCGCUCAAGACUCAAGAUGUCAAGGACGGAAAAGCUUGGAUGUACGAGGCCGAUCCCUUCAAGACCCUGCUUGAACGCCAGGAUGCAAGGGCUGCUGCGGAGAAGAAGCGCAAGGAGGUUGAACAGGCCAAGGCCAAGGCUAAGGAGCUACCCGGAGCGGCAGGCCUGGUGCUGCUAAGCAACACGGGAUCUGUAUCCAAUGCUAUGAAAGGCUGGACGACGGUGCCCAAGGUCGAAAUGGGCAGGCAGACGAGGAUUCAGCUGGAGUCGCUGCUGAGAGACGGCGUGACUUGGAACCCCCAUGCCGUGACCAUGCCUCCAGCUGAGAAGAAGAGCGUUGUGUCGGAACUCGGCAAGCUUGGUUUCCGUCAGAGCCACGUAGAGGAAGCUGUGGGAUACUGCAAGGACCGUCAAGAAACCCUAGAGUGGCUCUUGAUUCACGUUCCCGAAGAUGAUCUUCCCCGGUGGGCUCUUCCAGAGAAGUACUCAGCUGGCGUGACGAUAGGAGCUACAGAUCUGAGGAGGGAAGGUAUCAUUCAGCGUCUUUCGCAGACUGGAUACUCCGUGGAGCUAUGCACUCGCGUGUUGGAUGAUCAUGGCGGCAAUGAAGAUGCCGCUGCCGAAACGUUACAGAAUAUUCUUUUCCCCGCUGCUACGGCAAGCCAAGAAGGUGCCGAAGAAUCAGGGAGCGACUUUUUGGACUUUGGAACGCCCCAGGAGCAGUGGGAUGAGGAAGUGACUACGUUGGAAUCCAUAUACGGCAACCAUUUCCGCCGAGAUGGCGAUAGCAUCAUUCAAAUCCGUCUUGAUGGAGUAAAAGACGCGCAAAACGGAGACGUGGAAACCUUUUUACAAGUCCGCAAGGGUUCGAGCUAUCCACGACACAUCAUCCUUGCUAUCAUUGCUAAGCUGCCCUCGUACAUCAAGCUCAGUAUAGUGAAGAGGAUGCUGGCGCAUAUUGAGGAGGAUUUACGAGACGAGCCGACAAAGAUAUAUCUCACUGUAGACUGGGUCCAGCAGAACAUCAACGACAUCAUUGCCCACCCAGGCAAGCUUCUAGAUAUAUCGGCCGUCUCCUCUGCCGCCUCUGAGACUCGGCCAGCGAAAUCUGUGGCGAAGAGCAAGCGCUCUCGGGGUCCGCCAAGGCCUCUCAAAUGGAUUGUCGACGCAAAGAGCAAAGAAGAAUGGCUGCGUCGGCAGGGCAGUUCAUCACAGAAAGACAUGGUCACAAAGCGCCAGGCCCUACCCGCUUGGCAGAUGCAGGACGCCAUUGUUCAAACGGUGAACAAGAAUCACGUCACUAUCAUCAGUGGUGAGACUGGUUCAGGAAAGUCGACGCAGUCUGUUCAGUUUCUCCUGGACGACCUAUACGAAAAGGGGCUCGGAGGAUGCGCAAACAUGAUUGUCACCCAGCCACGGCGAAUUUCUGCGCUGGGACUGGCUGAUCGAGUGGCGGAAGAGCGAUGCUCGCGAGUGGGAGGCGAGGUGGGAUAUGCCAUUCGUGGCGAGUCCCGACAGUCAAGAGAUACUAGGAUUACAUUUGUCACGACCGGUGUGCUGCUUCGAAGACUUCAGACGUCCGGCGGUCGAGUGGAUGAUGUCGUGGCGUCUCUAGCCGAUGUCAGUCACAUCAUUAUUGACGAAGUUCACGAGAGAAGUCUUGACACAGACUUCCUUCUGAAUCUGCUUCGUGAAGUCAUGAUCAAGAAGAAGGACAUGUUGAAGCUAAUACUCAUGUCUGCGACGCUUGACGCCGCGACUUUCAAGAGCUACUUUGAAACCGAGGGACUGAGUGUAGGAGCCGUCGAGAUUUCUGGCCGAACGUUCCCCGUUGAAGAGUACUACCUUGAUGAUGUGGUUCGUAUGACAGGCUUCGGAGUUGAUGGACCUGACGAUGGAAGCUUCAUUGGCGACGAGACGAUGGGCAAGGUUAUUCAAAAACUGGGUCACCGAAUCAACUAUAGCUUGAUUGCCGAAGCCGUCAAGGCAAUUGACUAUGAGCUAUCGUACGAGAAGAAAUCGGGAGGUAUCCUCAUCUUUUUGCCCGGAGUUGGGGAGAUUAACCAGGCCUGCAACAAUCUCAGGUCCAUCAACUCACUCCAUGUUCUCCCGUUACAUGCUUCGCUUGAGACGAAGGAGCAGAAGAGGGUGUUCAGCAGCCCUCCUCCUGGCAAGCGAAAGGUGGUCGUAGCUACAAACGUGGCAGAAACUUCCAUCACGAUUGACGAUAUUGUAGUUGUGAUUGACAGUGGAAAGGUCAAGGAGACUAGCUUUGAUCCACAGAACAACAUGAGAAAGUUGGAAGAAACGUGGGCAUCGCGAGCGGCAUGCAAACAGCGACAGGGCAGAGCUGGUCGUGUGCAAGCAGGUAAAUGUUUCAAGCUCUAUACUCAGAACCUGGAGCAGAACAUGGCACCUCGGCCGGAGCCCGAGAUUAGACGAGUGCCUCUCGAGCAACUGUGUCUGUCAGUGCGAGCCAUGGGUAUGAAGGAUGUAAUUCGAUUUCUCGGGCGAUCUCCCACUCCCCCGGAAAUACCGGCAAUCGAAGGCGCCAUGACACUACUGCGGCGCAUGGGGGCUCUGGAUGGAGACGAGCUCACUGCCAUGGGACAGCAACUGGCCAUGCUGCCAGCAGAUUUACGAUGCGGCAAACUCAUGGUAUUCGGCGCCAUUUUCGGUUGCUUGGACGAUUGCAUCACCAUUGCCGCUAUCCUAAGCACUCGGAGUCCAUUCUUUUCACCUCAGGAGAAGAGAGAUGAAGCCCGGGAAGCUAGGAUGCGCUUCUACACAGGGGAUGGUGACCUACUGACCGAUCUGGAGGCUUUCAACCAGUGGGAUGACAUGAUGAAGGAUCGGGGAACGCCCCAGCGCCAGAUCAGAGCCUUUUGCGAUGAAAACUUCUUAUCCUUCCAGACAUUGACGGACAUUUCAAAUACGAGAAGCCAGUACUACGAUGCUUUAACAGAAAUAGUUGCGUCGGCAUUCACGCCGCAGAUUGCGCGGAUUCAAUACCCCGACAAGAAGUUUGCGAGCUCAAUGUCCGGAGCGGUCGAGCUGGAUCCCGAGGCGAGGGCGAUCAAAUACUUUUGCCAGGAACCUGGGCGAGUGUUUGUGCAUCCCAGCAGCACGCUGUUCGGCAGCCAGGGGUUUUCCGGGAAUGCGGCGUACAUGUCGUACUUUAGCAUGAUAUCGACCACCAAGAUUUUCAUCCGGGACCUAACUCCCCUGAAUGCGUACACGCUGCUCAUGUUCUGCGGGCCCAUCGAGCUCGAUACUCUGGGCCGUGGCCUCUUGGUUGACGGAUGGCUCCGACUCCGGGGUUGGGCUCGUCUGGGAGUUUUGGUGGCCAGGCUGAGGGCCAUGGUGGACAAUCUGAUUGCUGACAAGGUGGAGAAUCCGGGGUUGGAUCUGGCGGGGAACAAGAUUAUUAAGUUGGUGGUUAAGAUGAUUGAGCUGGACGGGCUGGAUGCUUGA
Molecule: messenger RNA, 3912 nt
Organism: Trichoderma breve
Lineage: Eukaryota; Fungi; Ascomycota; Sordariomycetes; Hypocreales; Hypocreaceae
Product: helicase associated domain (HA2) domain-containing protein
Exons: 4
Coding region: 1-3912 (1303 amino acids)
Cellular component (GO): intracellular anatomical structure
Molecular function (GO): protein binding; ATP binding; RNA binding
Source: RefSeq, a predicted model, not a curated record